Molecule: messenger RNA, 8595 nt
Organism: Paramuricea clavata
Lineage: Eukaryota; Metazoa; Cnidaria; Anthozoa; Malacalcyonacea; Plexauridae
Source: the annotation of a GenBank genome assembly
AUAUGGAAGCUUUGGACGCUGUUUCCAAUCAAAGAGAUGCUGUUUCUUGUACCUGACCGGUUUUGCACUCGUUAUGUUCAUCUUAGUCUCAGCGCAAUGCUUCUAUAUAAGUAAGUGAAAAUCUCAAACACACGAUAUUAUUACGACAUAAACAUAUGACGUCUGUAUCAUGCUGGCUUGUCUGAUGUCUCAGUGGUUUGUUUAGUAUCCCGCAUUAAAAAUAAUUCCGAUAUAUUUAUAUGUUUAUAUAGCGCGUUUCACACGCGGAUUUGCCCAAGCGCAUAUUUUAUAUAAAGUAAUGAUGUGAUAAAUUUGACAAGUUAUAAUAGUUAGGAUAAAAAUCUUUAUAAAUAUUCAGUAAUUAAAUACGACAAUAUAAAGACUAGAAAUCACUGGCAGAAUUAUUGAGGAACAUCUUAUAUAGAAACAUGUUGACUCAAUUACAAUCUUCGCAAAAAUUCAGCCUUUUCAGAUUUCAUUCAAUCUAUUCUUGCGUAAGAUGUGUACAAACGAGGGAUCCAUUUCACGUAAUUCCCGAAUAAAAAUUAAAAGGUUUUAAUCGGUAUUAAUCGGUAUAUAAUACAGAUAACGCGCCUGAAAUUUUUCCCGUGAGGGACUACGAGUCCACGACGUUCGAAUAAUAAAUAUAUUGUUGGUGAGCUAUACCUAUGAAAUAAUUUCAAUAAAGUCAACCUCGAGAUAUGUUUACACGCUGCAAAUCCUGCAAUCUGUUGGACGACUUGCGCUUAAGACUAAAUUUUAAUCUAAGUAAGAAAAACGAAAUCACCACAGCUUGAAAGAGCGUCUUGGAAUUAGUAAUAUUACAAAGUUUGGUUGCGAAAUGUUGUAAAAUACGGAAAAUAUAGCCCUUCAAAGUUGGCAAAUUUGUAUACUUUUGUAUUACGCGCGUGAAUUGGUAACUAAAUUAGUUACCAAUUUCCGCACGUAAUAGAAAUGUAUACAAAUUUGCCAACUUCGCAGGGCUAUAUUUUCCGUAUUUUACAACAUUUCGCAACCAAACUUUGCAGUUUUUCUAAUUUUGAUAAUUUCUUUCAGAAAAUAUUCUUUGUUAUUCCCAGAUUAAAAAUUUUUCUAAAGCGUAAGUCAAAGCAUGUUUGUAAUGCUAUUUGAAAAAUACUUGGUAGAUGUAAUUUGGCGGCAUCAGAGUCAAAUGGAAAUAUUAUUCCGUAAUUGAAAUUCAAGGACACAGUUAAAAUCGACCUCGGCCUAACAUCGCGACAUGUGAACGUACCUCGAGGGUGAUGGUGAGUUGAGGUUGGCAAAAUAAUCAAGCUAUCAGCUAUAUGCGGCCUCUCUCGCGCAGGUGGAUUGGCAGGAUUGCAUAUUUAAUGCACAUGCCAUAAUACAUGAUAUUUGCCAAAAAUAAGUGUAUGCGCAAUUGCGCUAGAAGAUGCAGUACCGGAUGCAAUGUGAAGUUAACUGUUGAAAUGAGGAGUGCGGGCAAGAUAAACUCCCCAACCUAUUAAAAUUGCCAGGUACGUGAAAAAGAGAUGUAUAUACAUCGAUGUCAUCGGUGUUAAUUUUGUUUUACAUUCGCAAUAUAAUAACAAUGCAUAUAGAAACAUGCAACAUUCCCGCCAACCUUGUUCCCAGGGUCUGUCCUCUGAUUGGUGGAAAACAAUAUGAUGAUAAAACCAACCAAUCAGUUUAAAGCAGUUUAGUUUAAACAGUUGAAGAAAUAACGGUGACAGAUUGCUUCACGGCGUCACCAGCUACAUAAAGUAAAGUUGACUUCGGUUGGAAAAUAUGGCUUUUAUCUUUUUUUAAAUGGAAAAAGCCUUUACCCUAAACAAGACUAACAAAACAUAUAGUUCAGUUGAAUUUUCAAGCUGUUACCGUUGUAUAAUGUGAUAUAGAGACCUUACGAUUUAGGACGGCAACGCAACGGCAACGGCUACCAAUAUACAAUAAAUCAUUGAAAAUAAUUAAAUAAUUGUCUCCUACAUUUUUAUAUAUAUUAUUAAUAAGUAAUAGCAUGGCUUCUCGUCAAAUUUGGAUAACAUGCAUGCACUCGUGAGUUUUUCAAAGACCUCAAAUAGCACUCGUCCUUCGGACUCGUGUUAUUUUCAGGUCUUUGAAAAACUCACUCGUGCAUGUUAUAUCCAAAUUGCACUCGAAACCAUGCUAUUACCUAUACACUAAGCGCACGUACACCAAUUGUGUACGGCAAAAAUUGUUCGAGAGCUAUAGACAUGCCAGUUUUUGGAGAAGGAAAAUUUGUUCGUGUUCGUGGCCGCCAAGGACAGGGCCGUAGCUAGACCUAAUAAUGGGGGGGAGGGGGUAUGUGUAUAUUCAUAUAUUCAUGUUCACAUACCGUAAAAAUAAUCGCUUUCAAAAGAAAUCCGUCGGACAGAACACGAAUAUAUGAAUAUGCAACCCCGCUUCCCCCAAUUAUCGGCUUAGCUACGGCCCUGGGCCGGCCAAGGCAUUUUUUAAUACCAUGGACUGGUGGGCAUUUGCCCCACUAUGCCCUUUCCUCUUCCCCAACCACUGAAGAAAAAAUCUAGCCUAUUGCCCCAAAGGGGGACCUGUAUUGAGUAAAUGAGUUUAACAUUGAAAAGAAGUUUACAAACAAAAUUUGUUGGCGAGCAUACUUGGAUAUGUUGUGUUUGAAUGUUUAGCAUGCAAUUUAUUACAAAUUUCACCAUUAAAACUUUGUUUUGAGAAGCUAAGAUUUUUUUAAAAAUGUGUACUUAGAAUGCAGGGGGGAGGGAAUGCCCCCAGUCCCCCUAAUUAACUCGUGCCUGCGAUACUCGGCUUACACCCCUGGAGAUCGCAUACUAUCCUGGGGAGAGGGCAAAGAAAGUGGGCCUUUUGGCAGUUUUGCUCCACCACUGUAGAAUCCUUAAAAAACGCACUGGCCCUGGCCAAGGAAAACGUGACGAAUGCAAACAAAAGGCGGCCUUGACGUGAGUUAAAUCGGGCUUUAUGGCCAAUGUUGAGGUUUAGUAAUAGUUUUAUAGUAUAUAGGUUAAUUUGCACAUUUCAACAGCUGCAUGUUUAAUGAAAAAUAAGUUGCACAAAUUCAAUUAAAAACUUUUGCGUUACUUUCGUGGGUACAGAACAUUAAGUAAUGUGCAGAAAUUAAAUAAUAAUUAAUUUUGACUCACGGAUAUUGCGAAACAACAUCUUGUGAGUGUUUGUGGUUACUUGAGUGUGGGGCAGUUAAACAAUGGGGAAUGACCAGCCUGCUUUGGGCGCACUGUUUGCCUGGGAAUCAGGCCUUUCAAAACCGGAAAUCGGACUAGAGCACGCGCCUUCGUUCUUUUGAUUUUGCAACUGCUUUAAUUUGUUCUGCCAUGUUUCAUUUGAUCUCAUCGUGAGUCGGUCUCAACGGCCUUUGAUUUGAUAUGUUGACGAAUGAUCAAAGUACUGUAUACACUGGAUCGCGUUUUCGUCCAAGUCCCUUUAAUAUCGUAUGUCGGGCGCUGGAUAACAUUACUUCAAGCGGUAAAGUUGUAUGUCAAUUUAAUUUGUCAAUAUACAGGGUGUAUAAAAAAAAGGUAAUCGAACUUCAGCGCGCUAUUAUACGUUAACUACCCGGCGUAUGAACAAUUGGUAUUCAUAUUCGGAAAGAUCAGGCUUUUAGCUAUUGAGUGACAUGCUUUUCAUGCCAAUUGGAGAAAAAAUAAGCACACCAGGCCGAUUAAAAAUUUUAGUCAAAAUCGCAUAUUUUCACCUCUGUGCCUAAUUAAAACAAUGCAUAACAAAAGAAAAAGCAAUUAAUCACGAACGUGUCGUAGCUUAGCUAAGAUUUAUUCCUACUUAAUAAUAAUUAUGAAUAUGUGUGCAGUUUAAUGAAGUGAAAUUCAUCAACUUAAGUCCCAAAGGGGGUUCAUUUUCAAUGGUUUUAAACCCAACUCUCAGUGGUGAAAAUAUGCGAUUCUGACUAACAUUUUUUAUCGGAUUCGUAUUUGCUCAUUUUUUAUCCAUUUGGCAUGAAGAAGGUAUCAUUCAACAGCUAAAAGCAUGAUCUUUCCGAAUGUGAAAAAAUCUCGUUCAUACGCAGAGUAAUUCAGAUACAAUAGCGCGCUGAAGUUCGAUUACCUUUUUUUUAUAUACCCUGUAUAUACGAUGCGCUACUGCAUGUAGAUUAACAUUUUAAAUUAACUUUCAAAUUAAUUAUCUUAUAUUUAAUUAUAUCUUUACAUUUUAGAUCAGUGUUCCUGGUCAAAAUUGCAAGAGCUGCAUCAAGUAUACAGGCAAGUUUCAUUAUGUACAGCAGCAUGGAUACAUGAAAGGCCAUGCAUGUUAAGCGAGGCACUGAUUUAUACUGCAACUUGUAAUGUGACCUUGCAGACAAGGUAUACAGUGCGGCGCCCUGUAGCAUAUACGCAAAAGAGUGUAAGUGCAUCCAAGUCAUGUGAAUAAAUACCAAGAGUGUCCAGAAUGGGGAGGAGGUCUAGAUCCCAUUUCCGAGUCCAAAUGUUCUGUAAAUCCCAUUUCCCAGCCCUUUCUUAGAUAAAAUUCAAUUCCCACUGUGAAAUUUAAAGAAAAUGCCAGAGUAGAUGUUUCAUCUAUGUGAUAACUUUUAAACGCAAUUCUGUGUUGAAUUGCCCUCGUUAAAACUAGUUUUGCCGAGAAAAAUGUGUAUGACUAUUGACUAACUUACAAUUGCAGUAAAAUGACCUCAUUGAGCCAUAAGGCUUUUUUGGCAAAUUCUCUAGCAAAAAUCGCUCUGUAGCUGUUCUUAAAGUUUUUCACUCUGAAAUAUCCAACUACAACUGUCUUGAUAAUGGUGUUUGGGUUUUCCCCUUUUAGUGUCUUUCAUUCCCAGUCCCAUGCAGUAACCCAAAUCCCAUUUUCUCAGUUCAAAUAUAUGCAGAUCCCAGUUCCCAUUUACCCUUCAGGAUCCUCAACCAAGAGUACGUCGUUAUGAUUCUGAACAAAUGAACAAACUAUCAGGUUUCUAUAACGCAACGAGUCAUGCACGGUAUAGAAAAGUUUUCGUAUAGAAACUUUUUUACACAACAUACUCUUUACGGAUGAAACUUUUUUACUCAACAUACUCUUUACGGAUAAAACUGAAAGGAAUAGCAUGGAAAUAUUGAUAGAAUAAACAAUGGGACAUGUUCAGAACUUCCCUGCGAUCACUUGUAGAUAACAUGGCAGAAAAAAUCGCAUCGUGUAACUUGCCUUAAGAAAUUAUAGCUUGCCGUUAAAGAGUCAUUGUCAACCACAAUGCAUUGUGCGCCCAUGCAAACCUGCUUGACGGCCAUUGUAAUGGCGGAAUAAUAGAUGUUUCGGUUUUCAAUCCAUAAUAUAUAUUACUACCAUCCUAUGGUUAUACUUGCUCAUUUUAACUUUUUUAUACUAAAAUUGCACCAAAGAAAUGUUUAUAACCGUCAUUUCUUGCUAAUAUUUAAUUUGUCACUUCCGAAGGUAAGAAGAUAUAAACAAAUGCAUUGUGGUUGACAAUGACUCCUUAAAGUUUGCUACCAGAAAAAGUAGGGAUGAGCUGAUCACUGAAAUUGCCGAUUAGACAAUUCGAUUAAUCGGUGGCCAAUAUUACCAAAUGAUCGGCCGAUUAAUCGGCCAAAGCCGAUUAUUUCCAUUUACACAUUUACCAGUAGCUGUUAGUUCUUCAGGUGGACAAUGGCACUUGGGAAGCUAAUGUAGCAAAGCACUCAGCUACAGUAUCUCUGGCAUUCAUUCAUGAAAAGUUUUCCAUUUGUUUUUAAUGUUCUAUUUUGUUUCGUGUAAUGGUCGUCCAUGCGGUGUGGCGCACAAUAUUUUCCACUAAGAGGAAAUCCAGCUUAAGCUACACACAUAAUCCAGCUCAUGGCCAUGGGGUUCAUAUGUAUAAGAGUCAAUUUUCUCACUAAUUAAUAAUUGCAUUUCCGAUGAAGAGAUAAGAUGAAUGGAAAAAAAAAAUUGGUCAAUAAUCGGCAAAUGGCCGAUUAUACAGAAAUAAUCGGCCGAUUACCGAUUAUUAAAAAUUGGUCGAUUAUCGGCAGAUUAAUCGGCUUGGCCAAUUAAUCGGCUCAUCCCUAAGAAAAAGUUUAAAGACAGUUUCGACGUAUAAGGUUUUAAGAAAGGAUGAGUAAUUGAACCAGUCGCGGCUUAUUGGCCACAGUCUGUUGGUAUUCCUAGCCAACCCGAAUUCAAGGCGUGUCUGAGUUAGCGAAUAGCCCUGGUUUAUUUGAAUAGAUUAUGUACGCAUGAUAUUUAUCGACUGUUUUAAUUUCCGACAUGUUUGGAGGAAUGGAUUUUGUUAUGACACAAAGAAGAUAUGGAUAAUCAGAAGAUACUCGUCAGGUGGAUAGUACUUUUCACGUAAUUUGAUUGAUUGUUCAGUCCCGGAUAUCCUUGCACUAUUCACCUCCACUUCCACUUCAAUUGCGACAGCUCAUAGGCGUAUGCGGCUGACGCUUUCCGGGGGAGGGGGCAGUUGAAACUUUUAUGGAGGAUUGUAAUGAAAUAACUUGAAUGUAACAUAUUUUCUGAUAUAUGUGCCCAAAUUUUCUUGAUUUUUCCUAAUAUUUGUCCGAAUUUCCAUGGUUUUCUAUGCGAUAGCUUCCAGCAGUUCGUGGACUUUUGAAGUUAUUUCCUCAGACAACAGCAAAAUAUUCUCUAUUUUGUUAAAUGUUGAAUACUAUCCAAUUAUUAGACGAUCAUUACAAGACUAUUAUUUCAUUUAAAUUACUCUCUUUUUUUCAGAUCCAGUCCAAGAUCCUCGGAGCUUGGUGAUUUAACAACACAAAGCUGUGAACCAUUAUAUCCUCGAGUGGUAUUUUAUAAUAGGAUAUUUAAAGCUGCUAGUUCAACAAUGUCAGAAUUGCUUAAAACUUCCAGUAGUCGUCUGGGCAAUUUGUACACUCGAGGUACACAUAAAUAUACUGCUUGUUUAUAAAGAUAUAAAAUGCAUUCGGUUUUGUUUUUAUCUUUUUGUGGAUCGAAUAUCAUACAUUUUAAAUAAAUGUAUAUAAAUUUCCACUUGACAGUUUCCAUCCACAAUACCCAUCAAAUAUUGUUCAUUUGAGUGAGAUGCCACAAAAAUCAUGAUAUUUACCCAUAACCUAUACAUGACAGUACCCUAGUAUAUAUACAUGAACUUGUGGUUAGAGCUCGACAACUGGCUACAAGUUCUGUUCCUGUUUAGGUCUAAUAAGUGUAUAGAAAUUUCCACCCGACAAUUUCCAUGUACAACACCAAUCAAAUCUUAUUCAUUCGAGUGAGUUGCCGCAAAAAAUCUUGAUGUCUACAAUUUACACGAAAGCCCAUUACACAUUAAAAAACUCAUUAAUUAUUCAUAGUGUAAUUAUUCAAUCUGGCGUAGGAAAUCAGUCACAUGCAUACGUUUUCACACAAGCUAAAGCACUCUUGGUCAUGCAGAAACACUACUGUUAUGUAAAUUAGACAAACAUUUUUAUACUUUUAUAUUUUUCUCUGAAAUUGAAUAGAGUAAUCUCUUGAAAGCAAACUUCAAAUCUACAAAACACAUUCAUAUCUUUGUGAACAUAAAAUAUGCACGAGUUUUUUUAUGAAUUGAGACAUGUGCGAAGCAGUUCAGAGUUCUGCUGACACUAGAGGGGUUUCCCCUGCCACCAAAAAUUUGCGAUUACCUAAUCAUACUGUUGAUUUCUUUCAUGUAGAUUUUACGGAGGAAUGGGAGAAUGAAAAUCUGUCACAUCCAGUCUUAACACGUAUUCAAUCAAAAAUUGCGAAGUGUAAAACAAAAAAUAAAAAGUUGAUGGCCAUUGCUCAUCUGUACUUCAGAGAAGAUAUCGAAUCCACGUAUAUAAAUUUACUAAGAGAGCCGGUUGCUCGUUUCAUAUCGCAUUAUUACUAUUGCAGAAGUCCAAUACGAUGGCCUAUUAAACUAAAGAAGUUAAAAGAGCUUGGACACUUCAAUGUUACUAUUGAGGAAUGUCUGGAGAAUCAGUACGAAGGAUGCGCAUGGAAUCAUAUGACAAGAUUCUUCUGUGGACCUCGUGCCCUUUGCAAGACCGGAAAUGACGAAGCACUAGCACAUGCAAAAUAUCACAUGCUUCAUUAUUAUGCAAGCGUUGGCGUUAUGGAGUAUUUAAAUGAGUUCGUGAAAGUUUUGCAUAAACGAUUGCCAGAAUUCGUAUUGCCUGCCCCUGAGGCUGGAAUGCGCAAGAGAUUUGUGACAACGGGCGUUAAGAAGAAGCCGAUAAAUGAGUCGACUUUACAAAGAAUAAAACAGGUCAACCAAGCCGAUAUAGAACUCUAUGAAUUUGCUAAAGACUUAUUUUUUAAACAAGCUGCGAGCUGUGGUAUCGAGAUAAAGAUUUGAUCAUUUUUCAUAUAAAUUAUUUUAAAAGGAUUUUUAUCAUUAUCAAUGUAUAUUUGUAUUUAUAUUUAUUAUCAUCAACAUAUAAAUUAUUUUAAAAGUAUUUUUAUCGUCAGUACGUACUUUGGUUGCAGAGGCUUUUAAUUAAGGCCACAUAAAAAAAAUAGUUGGUUAGCGUCCCCGCCCGCCCACAAAAAAGGCCCCGCUCAGGAUUUUUUUUUAUUUUUUAUUUAAAAAAAACCCGACUUUUAUUGAUCAACGGGCUCUAAUAUAUGUAGUAUUUCUGUUGACUGUAGUCAAUUGUGUUAAUAAUUUGC